Malaya genurostris is the source of this 854-nucleotide messenger RNA. It is a transcript of the gene Sap30, whose product is annotated as histone deacetylase complex subunit SAP30 homolog. The record is from RefSeq and is a predicted model, not a curated record. Gene Ontology annotation, molecular function: transcription coregulator activity; protein binding. The coding region runs from base 199 to 720 and encodes 173 amino acids. The transcript has 3 exons. NCBI's taxonomy places the organism in Eukaryota, Metazoa, Arthropoda, Insecta, Diptera, Culicidae. Gene Ontology annotation, biological process: regulation of DNA-templated transcription. Gene Ontology annotation, cellular component: histone deacetylase complex.
CAUUGUAUGAGCAAGAGUAUAGUGUUUAUAAGCUUUCGGCAGAAAAGUUGUAAUAUAUAUAAAUAUAUAGUACGUUCAGUACUGUUAUCAUUCGUACUAUCCGGCUGAGUACAUGAGUUUGGUUUUCCGAUUUGUUGGAAAAUGUACUAAUCUGCAAAAUUACGAAGUUAUUGAUUAUUUUAAAGUUUCAAGUACACAAUGAACAAUAAUGGUUUUAGUACUGGAGAGGAGGAUUCGCGAGGCCCCGCGGAUCAGGUUUGCUGUCUUUUGGACGACGGCGAACGAUGUCGGAACCAGGCUGGAAAUGCAUCAUUCAGUAAGCGCAUUAACAAAACUGUAACCCAGAGACGACUUAAGCUCAGUAUCGAUUCAGCAGCUCGUCACAUCUAUAUUUGUGAUUUUCACAAAGGUCGCAUUCAGUGUGCACGAACAAAACGCCGUCGUCGCGAUUCCGAAGAUGAUAGCAAUGAAACAGAUACUGAUCUUCCCGAAGUGGAUCUGUAUCAAUUGCAAGUGAACACACUCAGACGGUACAAGCGUUUUUACAAAGUAUCUACCAAGCCUGGUAUUAACAAGGCGCAACUGUCGGAGAAUAUCAUGAAACACUUCAAAACAAUUCCGAUCAAAGAAAAAGAAAUUCUUACAUAUUUCAUUUACAUGGUGAAAUCAAAUUCCAACAAACUGGAUCAGAAGAAUAACGUCAGUAGUGAAGCUACAUGAAAGUGAUUGGCAUUCGAAUGUGUGAGUAAUUAAGGUAUCAUGACUAGAACCGUGUUCUCUUUUUUAUCCCUAAGACAAUGUUGUUCUGUUCAUGCUAUAAAACGUCUUUGCUGAUUGAAAAUCGACCAUCUAUU